GCGGCGCUAGGACCGCUUGAGCAAGCACGCUCGCUACGUGUAGUCGUGCACUGGGAAUUGCAGCCGCGCUCUCAUAAUACUUUCGCCUCUCGCCUCUUGAAGAAGGAACUACACAAUCGCACGCUCGGAUCACAUGUCUCUAUGACUUUUCUCUCUCACUCGGACAAAUAGGAUAUACGAUUCUAUGCACUGAAGAGGCAAACGACUAAUACCAAGCCCACAUAUCAAUCGGAUAUUCUGGGUUGAGUUCGGCUGGACCUGUCAAAGUCUCUGGCGAUAUGGGACUUCACUUGAGAAUUAACAUACCCGGUGUUCUGGGCGAAAGGGGCAUGACUGACAUUUGAACGAAUGCCGAUUUGGAUUCUCACAUUAUCAGGACAGACUACGAACAGCCAUGGCACUUGACACAACAUCAUCAUCAUCUUCAUCCUCCUCCUCCUCCUCUUCCCAUCCCUCCCUCUUCUCGUCCUCCUGCCGUCUCCUACUGCUCUACCUGCUGCUGCUCCCCCUCUGCCACGUGUCCCGAGCCCUCCAACCACCCCCACCAAACCAGUCUCCUGUGGGGACACCAGGGGUGUCGGGGUCGCACCACCCCCACCACCCCCACCACCCCCACAACCACAUCCCCUCCCUGGUGCCCCACACCCCUCUCCCCCUCUCUCGCUCCCGCUUCAGCUCUCAGACCCAGCUGGACUUCAGCACGCACUGCAACGCCAGCUGCUUCCACCGGGGGGAGACAGCGAGGCGUGUGGAGGAGCUCACCCAGCAGCUGGCCUUCGAGACGCUCUACGCCAACGGCUCUCGCACCCUGACCGCCGUCGACCUGGACGAGGCCGAGGAGGAUUACAACGACUACGAGGACGUGCUCGCGCUCCAGUCCACAAGAGAGCGUAGUAGUAGUGGUAGGAGUGGUCGUCCACUACGCCACAGGCGGCGCCGUAUGAAGCGGCAGAUCUACGGCGCCGACGGGCGCUUCAACAUCCGCGGCGAGCACUUCCUGUUGGACUACCCGUUCUCCACGGCGGUGCGGAUCUCCACGGGGUGCACGGGGGUGCUGGUGUCCCAGCGGCACGUGCUGACGGCCGCCCACUGCGUGCACGACGGGAAAGAUUACGUCAAGGGGGCGCGCAAGCUCCGCGUCGGCUUCCUCAUCCCGCCCUCGUCUGUGGGGAACGUCACCGGCGGCGCGCAACAGCUCCACAAGGACAACAGCAACAAUGUAAACAACCACAUCAGCAACAACAUCAAUGCCAACACCAAUAGCCGCAUCACCAACAUCAACACCAUCAACCAGAUCCCCCAGGGCUCCAGCUCCACCAGAACCGGCAAAACCUCCACCACCGUCACCGACUCUGGCAAGAAGCCCCUGGUGCGCUGGGUGCGAGUGAAACGCACCCGCGUGCCCAAAGGUUGGAUCCAGGGCCCCCAGGAGGUCAGCAUGGACUUCGACUACGCCCUGCUGGAGCUCCGGGGCUCCCACCGCCGGCCCUUCAUGCGCAUGGCCGUGGCACCGCAGGCCCGCGACCUGGCCGGCAAGCGCAUCCACUUCUCCGGCUUCGACAGCGACCGGCCCGGCGAGCUGGUGUACCGCUUCUGCCCCGUGGAGGACGAGUCCAACGACCUGAUCUACCAGCACUGCGACGCGCGGCCCGGCGCGAGCGGCUCGGGGGUGUACGGCCGCGUGUGGGACGGCGUCACCAAGCGCUGGGAGCGCAAGGUCAUCGGGAUCUUCUCGGGCCACCAGUGGCUGGAGAUCGACGGGGAGAACCGCGACUACAACGUGGCCGUCCGCUUCACGCCACUCAAGUUCGCCCAGAUCUGCUACUGGGUGCACGGCAACCAGGUGGACUGCGGCAGGGACUGAUGAUGAGGAGAGAUCACAAGUGUCAAUCCAGGGUUGAGAAAGUAAAAAAAACACUGCCACAACCAGCUCUGAAUCAGCGGAUAGUAAUGAGCAGAGCCCUAAAUCGACUUUUUUCAUCACCAGCCAAAAUGACUUGUAGAUGUUAAUCUCACUAGCCAAAUACACACUGACUAUUGGGUCAAAGUGGCGAGUAAGUUGGUCAUUUCUACCCUCCAUAUUGAAAUUUCACCAGCAUUUGGCCGGUUGGCUGGUGUUAAUUUAGAGCCCUGGUAAUGAGCACUCAAGACCUGUGGACCUGUGGCAAAGACUGAUGAUGAGAUGAAAUGAUCAGAAGUGUCCCUCAAGGUUUCAGAAAGUUAAGUCUGCGGGGGUGAUUCCAAGAAGCUGUUGCAGUAGUAAACCAGGUUAAGUUUCCCUUGAGGUAGUGAUAAACCAUCUAACAGAAGAGCUUCUAGUGCUCUAGUUUUAUUUGUAACUUAAUGACACCUGCAGGUGAUCUAUUAGUAGGUUUACCACCUUCCAUUGGUUAUCUUAGCCGGGUUGACCACUUCACCAUGUUCUUGGAACACCCCACCACAAAUGUGAUCCAGCUAGUUCUAAAUCUGCUGAUCAUAACGAGCACUGAGACCAGCAAAUCGCUAUGUUUGUGAUGGUGCAGAAACUGUGAAAUCUGCGCACUGAAAUAUUGCGAUGCAGUCAGAAAACAAGCAGGAGAGCCUCAGGGUGUUCACCUUUCCCCCUUGGUGCUCAUCGGUGUAGGGAUUCUCUAACUUGUGCAGGAUAGAGGAAAUUCGAGGCACUCAAGGUUGCAAUUUUUUACCUUUUAUUUGGUUGAAAUAUGUUUGUAAUAAGUACAAAAUUGUAGCAACAUAAAAAGUACAACUAUUGCAACCUUGAGUUUCUUGGAUUUCCUGUAUCCUGCAAAAAAUGACAAUGCAUUCUGGUUAUAAAUUUGUCAUGUGCACAUCGGUUUACUUGGUUUUGAUCGUUUCACUAACGAUCACCAUCACUAUGGCGGUGAAUCACUGAUGUUGCCUCUGUUGGAAGGCAGCUGUGGCGUGGUUUUUAACUUUCUAAACCCUGGAAUUGGCACUUAUGUGAGAGACUGAAGGCUGAAGACUGAAGACUCGAGAUCCUUGAGUAGAUUAAGUUGGGUUACUGGCCGGAGAAUGCAUUGACAAUGAGAGUGAACAACUGUAACGAACCACUCCCUUGAAGAGGAGAGAGAGGCUGAAACCCAAAAUGGUCAUUCUUUCGCAACACAUUGUACAGUCCUGUACAAUGAAACUAGAGAGACAACGCCAAACAACCCUGUCAACCACCUCCUGGUUGCCUGGAAAUAUUUACUGGUUCAGAACACAAUGUCAUCAUGACACGACACUAAGCAGAGAAAUAUGCAGUGAACUAAUGAACAUUUGGAACACCGCCUUAAAUGGGAUAAUGUCCACAGGACGGUCCGGGUAACAAAAUAGAUAAAUAAAGGAUACAAAAAAACAGAGACAGACAGGAAAACAACAUUGUGGAUACAAUAGAUGUAUGGAGGAUGUAUUCUAUCUCGACAAAGGACAAAACAAAAAGUGAACUUUUUUGGCCCCUAGGUAGUAAGAGGCUGAAUGUGAUUUACAGUUCCAUGUUUAGGGGGUGGGGAGGGGUUACCAAGAGGCCUGUCUUGGUGUAUCAGAACAAUUCAGGUGGGGCCCACAUCUUCAAAGGGGCUCACAGAAGAACCACCGCAUCAUCUGAUAUGGGUGGGGUUGGGUGGGAUGAUAGCGAACCGGAAUUAUUUUCUUUCAGGGGGGGGGUCUACAAUUUCUAAUGGCGACCGACCCCUUGUGGAUUGAUUGAUAACACAGGACAAAGGCGUUGCCGAUUUGUUAUUUGACACUUUCCCCUUUGGCCUCGAAAGCAGGUGAGGCUGAAUUGUGGCUUAGGGUGCAAGUCAAACUCGUUCCUUCCAUCCUUUCCUCUUCCUUGUGGCCUUGUGAUGGAAGGCUCAAUGCCAUUGACGAUCAAAGUUUUAUUCAAUAUCUCGCAAAAAGCACAAUUCAAAGCAUUAUCUUAUUUGCAAUCGGGAUGUUGAAUGGGGGAAAAGACCCCCAAAAGUUAGCCAGGCCAUGCGUUGCUUCUAGUCAGGCCAAGAGCAAUGCAAAUGUCAUUUCUGAUCUCCCGACAAAUUGGGAACUCCACCCACUUUGUCAGACACCAAUCAACCAGUAGCAAACCUGGGGAGGCCCAGGGGUCAAACAUGCCAUUUGGGAAACGUUAAUUGUUAUGCUCUUGGUCAGACCAAGUCUAGAAGAGAUUUGAAAGUCAAUGAUAAUCAGACUACCCAAAAGUGGCCUAGGUUGGCUUGGCAGCAUGGAUCUGUGUUCUCCAUGAGGGCAGGGCGACACACGCAACAGGAAAAGAUGGGAGGAACCGGUUUGACCUUUGCCCUUAGAGUGCCAGAGUAGUACGAGGGAAAAGCUGCUCUGGCUGAGCACCUCCCCACGAAAAUAUUUUUUGACAUUUUAAUUUAAUCCAAAUUGGAUAGGAGAAGUUGACUCCCUGUUUCCCUUGUAUUUUUCCUGAUUAGGAGAACCACUUUUAAUAAUUCUAUUGGUGCAAUUCCAUAAGAAACAAUAAUGUGUAAUAGUAUUGUGUACCUGCUUGGUCACAAACCUUUCUUCCAUUUUAAAACCUACCCUCAACGCAAUGUUAUGUUGUUCAGUAGUUGAUGUUUGUGAAGAGAAUUCAGAUAGCAAAGAAACUGUUUUGCUUACGAUUUUACUGACAUCCGAGUUUUUGAUCUACACACCUUCUGUGCCUUGUGAUUUUCUGCGUAUGUAUCUAAGUCAUGGGUCAUUUGUCAUCUCACACGUCAUAUCACACAGAUAAAGGUUCAUACUCAAUUGAAAGCAAAUGUUGAUGCAGAGAUAUGGAGAGGAGGCUGGCUGUGUAACAGGACAUGGUUUAUGGAGAAACUAAUGGUGAACAUAUAAAGUUAUUAUUUAAAAUGCUUCUAUUUUAAUUAAAGAUGUCUAUCUGAA
Messenger RNA from Engraulis encrasicolus (European anchovy), 4893 nucleotides. RefSeq names its product serine protease 23 (gene prss23). Gene Ontology annotation, molecular function: serine-type endopeptidase activity. Lineage: Eukaryota; Metazoa; Chordata; Actinopteri; Clupeiformes; Engraulidae. Gene Ontology annotation, biological process: proteolysis. The transcript is spliced from 2 exons. The record is from RefSeq and is a predicted model, not a curated record. The coding region runs from base 395 to 1864 and encodes 489 amino acids.